Messenger RNA from Macrosiphum euphorbiae (potato aphid), 1251 nucleotides. The record is from the annotation of a GenBank genome assembly. Lineage: Eukaryota; Metazoa; Arthropoda; Insecta; Hemiptera; Aphididae.
AUGAAAAAAAGAGUCGUAAUUACUGGUAUGGGUGCCAUUUGUCCUGCUGGUGCCAAUAAAUAUACGUCUUGGAAAAAUGUUUUGUCGGGAAAAUCAUUUGUAAGAAAAUUGGACAAUGACCUUUACAAAAAUAUUCCUUCCAAAAUCGCAGCUACUCUGGACGGACUGGAGAAUUUACCAGAAUCAGUACCCAAGAGCAAAGUACGUACAAUGGCUCCUUCCACUCGUCUAGCUCUAAUUGCUGCACAAGAAGCAGUUGAUGAUUCUAAAUUAUUUUUGUCUACAGUCGAUAAAGAAAAUAUCGGUGUCAGUGUAGGAGUAGGAAUGGUGGACUUAGAGGAUGUGUGUCAAACAGCCAAAGCUUUAGAAAUUAGUUACAGUAAAGUCAGCCCAUACUUUGUGCCACGCAUUCUACUCAAUAUGGCUGCUGGCCAAAUAAGCAUGGCUUACGGAAUACAAGGACCCAAUCAUGCUGUAUCUACUGCUUGUGCAACCGGAGCCCAUGCAAUUGGUGAUGGUUUUCGUUUUAUUCAGCAUGGGCAAGCAAAAGCAAUGAUUUGUGGUGCUGCUGAGUCAUGUAUAAGCCCAUUGUCAAUAGCUUCUUUUUGUAGAAUACGGGCACUAUCUACUCAAAACGACAAACCAGAAUUGGCAUCAAGACCGUUCGAUUUAAAUCGAAAUGGUUUUGUUAUCGGUGAAGGGUCUGGUAUGCUUAUACUAGAAGAAUUGGAACAUGCUCUUAAUAGAAACGCACAUAUUUAUGGAGAAGUUCUGGGUUAUGGUUUAUCUGGUGAUGCUUCACACUUAACAGCACCACCAGAAAAUGGCCAAGGAGCUUAUCUAGCCAUGACUAGAGCCAUUUUAGAUGCUAAUGUAGAUAAGACGCAAAUUUCAUACGUAAAUGCACAUGCCACUUCAACUCCGGUAGGAGAUGCCAUCGAAUUAAAAGCAAUUAAAAGAAUUUUUAAUGAGCACUGCAUUAAUGUACAUGUUUCAUCCACAAAAGGUAGUCAUGGUCAUUUACUAGGAUCUGCGGGUAAUUUAGAGAGUAUUUUUACAAUUCUCGCCUGUUAUGAAGGUGUCAUUCCACCUACAGCAAAUCUAAACAACAUUUGCAAAGAAGCUGAGAAUUUAAUUUGUGUUUCUAAAAGUCCAGUGCAAUGGAAACAAGAAAAAAGAAUAGCAAUAAAAAAUGCAUUUGGUUUUGGAGGUACAAAUGCAUGUCUUUGUUUUUCUAAUUUUAUUUCAUGA